AUGGGACCUCUUUCACACCCACAACGUCCACACGCCUCCUUUCAUCCCCCACACUCCCGUACGCGAACCCCCACACCCUUAAACACCAAGACUACACCCACAAACACCUACACACCAUCCAAUGCAUCGCCUCGCACCCGCAUAACAUACCGCAAAAAUAAUCCCACCUUUACAAUCCCCCCUUCUAGAUGCCCCCACAAUCCCCCCUUCCAGAUGCCCCCACAAUCAGCCCUUCCAGACGCCCCCACAAUCCCCCCAAUUCCCCCUCUAGGCGCCCCCACCAGCAUCCCUACAGCCCCCAAGUGUGGCCGGGGCGGAGAGGCACUUUAUUCCGGCCUCCCCAAGGGCGUUCCUCGGCCUCUCUGGGGAGCAAUUCCCGCGGGUGAAUAG
Penaeus chinensis is the source of this 390-nucleotide messenger RNA. RefSeq names its product extensin-like. The transcript has a single exon. The record is from RefSeq and is a predicted model, not a curated record. The coding region runs from base 1 to 390 and encodes 129 amino acids. NCBI's taxonomy places the organism in Eukaryota, Metazoa, Arthropoda, Malacostraca, Decapoda, Penaeidae.